AUGGAGGUUUUCCUUCAUAAUCUCCCUAUUGAUCUCACCGAAGAUGGAUUGAAGCAGCAGCUCUCGGGAUUCAUGAAGGCGCUCGGGAUUCAAGACUACUCCUGCGACAAGCCAAGGAAGAAGCGCUUCGGUAACAUCACUUUUCUCAAUAUCUCUGAUGGUAAGAGGUUUCUGUCUACCCAUGGCGAGACUUUUCCGCCAGGCCAAACGCGCCCAAUCUCAAAUUUGAGGCUUCUGGGCACACCCGUCUUUUGCAAGGUCAGCAAACGAGAACCACUCGACUACGCCCUGAGGAGCCUUGCGCACAAUGCCAACGAGCGACAUCACCCCACUCAUGUUGUCGAAGAGCGAGGUAAUCCGAUAACCUUCACAAUGUUGAGAUCUAGCUGUGGCUACACUACCUUCUUUAACGACAAAUUCCUGUACGUCCCCGAAGUCCAGUGGGAAAAACCGGGAAUUGUCACCUUUAAGAAGCGCAUGCUCGAGGUGAGUAUGGAAAAUACUCGUCUGAUCAAGGUCCCCUUCAAUACGAUCUUUGAGAUUGUGUGGACCAGCUCCGGCUCGUUACUUGUCACCUUGAUGUCCGUUCCGCUUUUUUUUCACAACAACCCGGGUGAUGUGACUCUAGGUUUGGAUUUCAAGGCCGCCACUUGGGCAUCACGUUCACGUCCAACUCGCUCUCGUCUCUCUUCACUUGGAAACGUUCACUCUGAAAUAGUGGGCCAAUGUUUGGUCUAUAACUUCCAAGUCAUCCCUUCCAAUCUGCAGCCGAAAAUAGAUCUACUCAAGGAGUGUGGUUUGACAAUGAACCCGUACAAUUUUGAGUCCAUGUAUGAGGGAACCUUCCGGGAUCAACUUACUUUACUCAAGGCAGACCUGGCACAGCAUACAAGGAACGGCUCACUCCCAUUUGCGAUCUCUUUCCAACUACAAGCACUCGCCUACAACGCAUAUGUCUCGCCCGUCAAGAUUUGUGCCCUUGCCAAGGAAUUGGCAGGCAUCUUCAAGAGCAGGAAACAGGCAGGGAAGAGACAGAUCUCUGUCAACUCGAUGAAGAAGCUUUUCAAUCUAAUUGACUGGCCAUCCCCGCAAUGCGACCCGAAGGACUUCAGUGUCGACAGCUUGAUCGAUGCUGUGCUCGAGAGUGAGCAGGAUCUUCAUGACGGGAUUAUUCAAGCCGAUGGACUCUCCCGCCCUAGUCCGAACCUAGCCCAGAUCUUCAGGAUACUGGUUACCCCAUCGCGGGUAACUUUGCACGGUCCAGAGGUGGAGCCCAUGAAUCGGAUUCUACGAAGGUUCCCCAAUCAUCACGAGUACUUUGUGCGGGUUCAAUUCGCCGACGAGAAUGGACAGGACAUACAUUUCAGUCCUCAGGUCAACAACGAUGAGGUGUUUGCUCGGUUCAAAGAUGUUCUGAAAAAGGGAUUUCAGAUUGCCGGCCGGCAAUACACAUUCCUGGGCUUCUCGCAUUCGUCGUUGAGAUCCCAUUCGGCUUGGUUCUCGGCCCCAUUCAUCGACGAUCAACAGAAACUCCAGACUAACCUCACCAUCAUCGACGGGAUUGGCAGCUUUAAGAAUAUAACGUGCCCUGCAAAGUGUGCAGCUAGAGUUGGACAGGCAUUUUCCGAAACGCCUUUUGCAGUCAAUCUGAAGGAAAGCGGUCUUUCGGUCUGGAAGAUAAAGGAUGUCGAAUCUGACAAUCACACUCGGGUGUUCAGUGACGGCGUCGGGACUCUUUCUUGGGAUGCCGUCAAGGCUAUACGCACCGUCCUACCAAUGAAGAAAGGGCUUCCCACCUGUUUUCAGAUCCGUAUAGGAGGAGUCAAAGGUAUGCUGGCCCUUGACAGUAAACUGAAGGGCUCGCAGAUUCGCGUCAGGCCAUCGAUGAUCAAGUUCGAGAGCAAAGACAUGGCGAAUCUCGAGAUUUGCGACGUCGCGUCAAAGCCAAUUCCCCUUGUGCUGAAUCGGCAGGUGAUCAAAAUCCUAGAGGAUAUGGGGGUACCCGAUCAAUGGUUUUCGAAACUGCAAGGCCUUCGUGUUGAGGAGCUGCGGAAGGCCACCGCGACCACCAAGAAUACGGCAAAGUUUAUCAGAGGGCAGGAUGUCGCUGAGUGCAUCAAGCUCUACCGCUUCUUCCUUCUCAUCAACUGCCUCCAGCUUAAUUACAAGGAAGACCCUUUUCUCCGCGGAGUGGUUGAGGCCAUGGUUCUACGCGAAUUACGACUCCUGAAACACAAGGCACGAAUCCCAGUACGGAAGGGUAUAACUCUCUUUGGCAUCAUGGACGAAACCGGCUUCUUAGAGGAAAAAGAGGUCUAUGUGACCUACGAUACAAUGGAAAACAGAUUCGCUCCUCCCCCAGGAUACUGCCGACUGUUCGUGACCCGUUCCCCGGCUCUGCACGAUGGCGACAUCCAAUACGUCUACAAUAGGCGCCCUCCAAGUGACCAUCCUCUGACCAAUCACAAGAACUGUAUUGUCUUUAGCCAAAAGGGCCAGCGAGACCUACCGAGUCAGCUUAGCGGAGGUGACCUUGAUGGUGAUCUCUACAACAUCAUAUGGGAUCCCGAAGCCACUCCAGAACGAGUCUUUGCUCCCGCUGACUAUCCAAGAGUGGACCCUGUUGAUAUCAAACGAGAAGUGACAAAGAAUGACAUGGCCGAGUUUUUCGUCGACUUUAUGCAGUCGGAUCGUCUCGGUGUCAUCGCAACGAAGCACAUGAUCCUUGCAGACCAGAUGGAUCUUGGAACUUCACACUCCGACUGCAAGAAGCUCGCCGAGCUCCAUUCAACAGCUGUUGACUUUUCGAAGACGGGCGUUCCGGUCAAGCUUGAAGAUAUGCCCUCGAUGAGCAAGUACCGACCUGAUUUCCUAGCACCCGGUCCCUUAGCCUACGUCCACGACAAGCAAGAAAUCAAACUCGAACCCUACUACAUACGACCCAAUCCAGAAGAUGACGAGGAUUCAGGACCCGUACACAAAUACUACCGCUCCGAGAAGACCCUCGGUAAACUCUACAGGGCAAUCGACGAACACAAGAUCUGGAGCCAGGAAAUCCACACGACAACGCAACCGAAUCCGAAAGCAUUCUGGAAGAAAGUUAUCGACUCCCUAACGGCGAGAUGCGUUACCCUCGGCACCUCGCCCAUUUGGCAACAUCACGCAGAAACUGCAAGGCAGAUCCGCGCAAGUUACGAAUAUGCAAUCUACGGUGCGAUGAAAGACUUCUCUGAACACCCCAUAAACCUCAUAACAGAACUUGAAGUUUUCAUCGGCCACAUUCUCAACAAAACCGGCGUCCAAACCCACCGUCAGCGCGAACGCUCCAUAAAACUAAAGGACGAAUUCGACCGCAUUGCCUCUUGGAUCCUAACCCAGAUGCGUCCCGCGGGCCCUAUAACCGGGUACGCAAGCGAAUUCGAUAACCUCGAACGCUGUCUCGCCUGCGUUCAUAUCGCUGGAGAACCUGAUACAAGGGACCCAGGACAUCGACGCGGUAGGUGGACGGGGCUAGACAGCUUCCGGGUCGUCGCUGCUUGUGCCCUUCUGAUGGAACUUGAGGAACACGAGAGGCUUGUACAGGGCUUUUACAAUGAUUUUGAGAUAUCACUAGGUUUAGAAGAUGAGAUUGUACCGUUACCCAAGAUCCGAAAUGGGCUAGUGAUGAGACAACCGGACGGAAGCGAGGUCGCUGAUCAUUUUUCGGUCGUGGAGCUUUUGGAGGCUCUAGCAGACGCGGGAGCGGGAUUUUGA
This is a messenger RNA of Aspergillus calidoustus, 3753 nucleotides long. The record is from the annotation of a GenBank genome assembly. NCBI's taxonomy places the organism in Eukaryota, Fungi, Ascomycota, Eurotiomycetes, Eurotiales, Aspergillaceae.